Molecule: messenger RNA, 534 nt
Organism: Microdochium trichocladiopsis
Lineage: Eukaryota; Fungi; Ascomycota; Sordariomycetes; Xylariales; Microdochiaceae
Exons: 1
Coding region: 216-506 (96 amino acids)
Source: RefSeq, a predicted model, not a curated record
GCCCAGCCUGUGUCCUGGCCUGGCCUGGGCACCACAUUGUUACUGACCGGACUUUGUGGCCAGUACGCAGGAGGGCCGGCUGCAACUGCAACGCCCCACCUGCCGGCCUGCCAGCGCAGCCCCUCCCUCCAUCCUGGAGUCCUGCCUUGGACAGGACAGGACCUCCAACCGACUCGAUCGAUCUUGCUGGCUCCCCGUCACUUACAAGUCACCACAUGUCAUUGCUGGCCCAGUCGGCUUUUCUCUCAUCCUUUGUCCUCGGCGCUGCGCGGUGCUACUGGGAGGCGACAACGAGCGGGGUCAGAAGGCCAAGAGAGGAGGUUGGUGGCCAGCGCACACUCUCCCAGCAGCCCGAGUCGGCCGUCCGAACACAUGCCCGCAUCUGCAUCAGGUCAUUGAGCAUGCCCGCUCUUACCGCAACCGCGACAGUGUUGGCGCCAGCAACAAGGUCUUUGUUGGUCCUGCUCAGGCGCCAGCCUGUUCCUUUGACCCUCGAACCCUCCUGAACUUUGCCCUGUCGACAAUCAAGAUACC